AUGACCGAAAAUUCAAAUAGCAAGGAUGUUGUCAGGUUUUACGAUGAGGCUGCACGUAAUGGCGGAAGUAAUUCGCUAUUACGUAGAAGACAAGCAAGCAUAUUUUACCUUAGAAAUUUCAACAAUUGGACGAAAGGCAUCUUCAUCGCAAACAGCUUGGAGAAGUUGAAUGUCCCAUAUAAAUGUGCCCGAGUAUUGGAUUUAUGCUGCGGCAAAGGAGGUGACCAGUUGAAGUGGUUACGCGGUGCCGUUCAGCAUGUAACUUUUGUGGAUAUAUCCAGUGAAUCUGUAGAAGUUUGUCGUCAACGGUAUGAACAAAUGUGUAGAAAUAAAUGGUCUGUUUUCACUGCAGACUUUUUCGUUGCCGACUGCACAGAAGUUAUCCUGCCUCAAAUACUCCCAUCUGGUAUGAUGUAUAACUUGGUCAGCUGUCAGUUCGCACUUCACUAUGCAUUUGAAAGCGUAAAUCAGGCACGUAGGAUUUUAUCGAAUAUCAGUUCCCUCUUGCAAGAAAACGGCUACUUCAUUGCAUCAAUUCCAAACGCUUAUGAACUUGUGCGCAGAGCCAACGCCGCAAUGAAUGAUCAGGCACAAAAUUUCGGCUCGAAAUCUGAUGUGAAAGAAAUUACUUUUGGCAAUUCUGUAUAUUCAGUCACAUUCCCAGCCACUUCAUUCUCAGCUAAACGUUUAGAAAAUGAAAAAGGAAGCACUGUUCAAUUAACAUUCCCCUUAUUUGGAGCCAAGUACAGCUUCCAUCUAGAUGGGGUUGUGGACUGUCCUGAAUACUUAGUGUAUCCACCCCUCUUAGACAAACUAGCCGCUGACUAUAACUUGAUACCUUCGCAGAAAUGUAUCUCAUUUGCCAAACAUUUUUACACUGUAUUAACUUCUCGCUCAAGUGUGCAAGAACCCACAGAGUUACUUGUGAAAAUGGAAGCCUUAGAGUCAAGAUACGGCGAUCCUGACGAUAAAUUUACAGAUGAUAGUGAAUAUUCUCAUCUGAGAGAGCAUCAGGAUGACCAACAUCGGAGGACUUCUUGCUUUGGAACGCUUUCCAAAUCUGAAUGGGAAGUAACUACUAUGUACUCCUUAGUAGCGUACCAAAAAAAGUCAAAUAAAACUUAA
Molecule: messenger RNA, 1125 nt
Organism: Trichobilharzia regenti
Lineage: Eukaryota; Metazoa; Platyhelminthes; Trematoda; Strigeidida; Schistosomatidae
Source: the annotation of a GenBank genome assembly